AUGUCACUGAAUUCGCGAUAUGUCUGCAAUAGCCUAUAUAAGAGUCAUCAAGAAAAUUUAAAUUAGAUUAUAGAACAAUAUUGUGAUUAAGCGAGUGCUAAUUCUACGGAGUGCGAUUAAUCAUUUUAUGAGGGGUUCAAAUUUCAGGUAGCCCAUUAAUAAAUAUCUGACCUCAUAUCUUAGGUUGAGAGAAGUUCGAAGCUGGAUGAAGGGAAGAGAUAGUUAUCAACUUAAAUAUUGAGUUAGGCACAGUAGAUUCUUAAGAAUUACAGUUCUUAGGAAUGUUAGAUAAAGAUUAAGAUUACUCAGUCAUUGUUCAAUCUACAAAGAGAUACUAUAAGGACUAUUUAAGAAGUGCAUGAGGCAUUUGCUUUGCUAGAAUCAAUCAAGUGGCCUUGCAAAGGGCCUGCUAAUAAGCAGUAUGAUAAACAGUUGCGUGCGUUGGAAAAGUUGUGCUAUUUCUGGGAAUAGGUGUUGAUGUUGGAAAACAGGGCUACGAGUACAAUUUCUACAAAUGAAUUUAAAUAACGUUUAAACUAGUGGUUUGAGUAAUUCACAAAUGAGAUCAGAACUAAGAAUUUCGACAACUUAAAAAAAUCGAAAAAAGGAUAUUUAGAUACAUAAUUGAGGAAUGCCCAUGAAAUGUACGUAGGUUUGGGAAUCGAGAAAAAUAGAGACAGCGCUUUGCAAAUCUACAAAAGAUUGUCAGAAGAGAGCCAUCCAAUCGCAUAGGCAAUAAUGGGAUAGGUUUUGAUGGAUGGAGAAUUAGGAGAAAAAGAUUAUGAUCAGGCUUUUAACUACUUUAAAUUGAGUGCAGACCAAGGUCAUACAUUUAGUGUCUAUUGGGCAUCCAGAUUAAUAUUAGAAGAGAAAGUAUUUGACAAAUUUUUUGAGAAAGACGAACAAUAGAGCAGGAAAUCAAGUGUGACAACAAUCAAAACUAAGGAUUGUGAUUUAGCUAUCAAACUACUAAGGAAAGCUGCAGAAUUGAAUCACGUGCCAUCAAUGAUAUAUUUAGGUGAUUUGUACACCUCAGGUUUGUAGUUAUAAAAUUACUCUUUGGAAAAAGACUACUAAGAUGCUGAGUACUUUUAUAAGCAAGCUCAAAAAAGGAAUUCAGUGGAGGCUACAUAUAAAUUAUCUUUGUUGUACUAAGAAAUGAGUAAAUAAAGUUUAAAUAAGAAUAGAAGACAAUUAAUUUUUCCAUUACUCAGUCAAGCCAAGAAUCAAGACUAUUUACCAGCAUUUUACGAUCUUGGAAUGUUGUUGUUAAAUGGUUUAGGGGAGGAAUUGCAGGCCAACCCUAUAAUGGCUGACUUAAUCUUCGAAUAAGGUGCAUUUAAUGGUGAUUUUAAGUGUGCCAAAAAAUUACUUAAUCUUCGUUUUCAAAAUUUACAGAGAGAAGAAGGUUAGUUAACUGAUUUUCUAUCUCUGUUGGAUUAGUUGGAAGAUAUUUUGAAGGAUCAAACUGUUAUUAAUUAUAUGAGGGGGAAGAUUUACUAUAAGGGUAUAUCAUGCGAGAAAAAUUUGUAAAAAGCGGUCGAAUAAUUUAGAAUAGGAUCAUGGAGGGGAUGUCUAAAAUGCAAAGCUUAAUUGGAGAAAAUAUUUAAAGAUAAGGAGGAUUUGCCAACUAGCUCACCAUAGUCAUCGAUUCAGAAACUAAAUAUUUAAGGAGGGUUUAUUGAUUAAGUCAAAUUGAGCGAUUAGAGAAAAGCAUAUCAAAUACAGAAAGGGAAGGUUUCAUUAAAUAAUAAAUCAAUUCCUUUUGAAUAAGAGAAUCAAUCAACUAGACAGGAUAGACAUACAAUAAUGACAAUAAGCAUAGUUAAACCCAAUGAAGCCAAUGAUCCAGACAGAAAAAGAGGGGGAUCUGAAUAUCAUAGUUUCAAAAGGGCAGAAAGCGGCGUCAUGCUUUCCUAAUUAAAACUACAAAUUCAAUCGCCUUAAUAAUAAUCAUCCACCAGAUUUGAACAAUAACAGUAGUCUUAAUAUGGAUCUCCUCGUCAACCCUCAUUAAUUAACAUCUCUUCAAAUUCUUCGAAGAAAGACCUCUUUAAUUUUAGUAAAUUUCCUAGUCAUUCAUCUAUUAAUUCUUCAAAAUAUCUAUUUAACUAACCUUGA
Molecule: messenger RNA, 2121 nt
Organism: Paramecium tetraurelia
Lineage: Eukaryota; Ciliophora; Oligohymenophorea; Peniculida; Parameciidae
Exons: 7
Molecular function (GO): protein binding
Source: RefSeq, a predicted model, not a curated record